Molecule: messenger RNA, 2088 nt
Organism: Scomber scombrus (Atlantic mackerel)
Lineage: Eukaryota; Metazoa; Chordata; Actinopteri; Scombriformes; Scombridae
Exons: 3
Coding region: 71-1069 (332 amino acids)
Source: RefSeq, a predicted model, not a curated record
UGUAGAUUGUAAGUCUAGUUUGUUGUUCACACUCCGGAGCAGAUGGUGGCAGUAAUGCACCAAAAGCUGGAUGAUGAAGAAGGAGGAAGAGGAAGAGGAAGCAGCUGCUGUCAGCAGUAUGGCGGAGCAGCAGCCGGCAGGGAAGCUGCCUCUUCCUCGUCUCUCCGCUCCUCCGAUGUGCAGAUCAAAGCCUCGCAGACGCAACAAGACUCAACAGGAAAAGCAAACUAAGAAGAAAGAAUUAGAUCGAGCCAGAAACAAAACGAGGUUAAACAUCGGAGCUUCUUUCCAAAGGUGGAGACAAUUAAGAGAUGAGGAAGGCUUCGAGAGCGACGCGGAGUUAGCGAGGUUUCUGCUCGAUAACAUCAGCGGGUCUGGAGCAGAAGCCAUGCCGUGGAGGUGCUGUGUUCCCGGGUGUAAAGGCUAUGAUGAGGCUCGGUCUUUAGGAGUGGUCUUCCAUGGUUUACCCACCAGAGACCCGGAGCGCUGCAGAAUCUGGCUCAGAACCAUCCAGAACCCCCGACUGCACGAGGACAUGCCCGCGUCUAAAUACAGCGGGGUCCGGGUCUGCAGCCUUCACUUCCGGCCGGACGACUACGAGGAAGACUUCCGCGCCAAGAUCCUGAACACAACCCCGAAACCGAGCCUGAAGAGCGGCGCGGUGCCGUCCGUGUUCCCCGGGAGAGAGAACCGGGAGGCGGGCAGCAGCGACGCGUCUCCCCGCCCCGCGCCCAAGAGAAGCAGAGCCCCGUCGGUCUCUGCAGCUGCAGGCGGCUCCUCUCCGUCUCACCCGGCCGACGACAGUUUCUGCAUCGUGGUGUCGGUCGACUCGCUGGACGACAGCUGCGAGUCCGACGAAGACGAGGGGGACGAAGACGAGGAGGACUGCGCCAUCGUCCACCAUCAAAACCUCAUGGAGCUUUUCCAGAUGUGUCAGACGUGCGGCCAGCCGAUCGCAGACAAGCAGGUUUUCCACUCGGGGGCUCAGACGCGGGUGACGUGGAGCUGCAGGGGGGGGCACGCGGGCACCUGGAGGUCCUCGCCUCACCUGCGUCACACGCUCAAGUGAAACCCGCCGAAGUGAAGCUGCUGCUGAGCGUUUAAACGUUCAGGAAAAAGGACCAGAAUCAGAACCCAAAGAACAUUUUUUUUAUAUUUAAAAAAAAAAGAAGAAAAAAAAGAGUCUGAAUCUUCAGAGAGAAACGAACAGCUGAGAGCUUCACAACAGUUCAUGACCACGGCCGUAGCUCCCAUUGAGGACACCGAGCUCAUGUCCUCAGUAUUUUUUUCUUGAGGUUUUAUUUCAUUGUGAAGUGAAAAUAGCCGACGAGACAAUUAUCCUUGCAUCAACGGACCGUCACGUGACACAUACUUGCAGAUACCGCUGCCAUGUCAAAAUGAAAGUAGUCGGCUAUAGCCAGCAGCGGAGUGAGGUCUUGAAAUCCACCGGCCCGGCCCCGGUGUUAUGUCCCAAUUGGUUUCCAAUUUAACUGGUUUCCAGGUCCAGCUUGUGUUGCACUUCCGUCAGCAGAUUCCUCACAAAUAUACAGCCAGCAGCAUAUUACUGGAGAUGUUUAAGUGGCAGUUAUAUAUAUAUAUAUAUAUAUAUAUAGAGCUCACUUCCAGAAACAAUAUUUGCUGCAGUAAAUGAAAAUCGCCAGAAAUAUAGAUUUUGCAAACUGUUCAUUCAUUGGACGACGAGCCCUUUUCUCCCAGCAUGCCGUGCUCCAUUCCACAUUUUAAGAACAAACAAAGAAAAUAAUAUGUUGCAGAUAUAAUUUUUAAAUAUGCAACCACGGAAGUUGUAGAAUAAUGAAAUAGGAGUUGAUUUAAGUUGCUAAAUUGGAAGUGAUGAAAACGAACUGGAACACAAGAGAGAGCAUGACUGAGAAAUGCAAGAAAGCGUUAUAAAUACAUCAUGGAUUACAUUAAUCUAGUACAUAUGUCAUGGCUACGGCCUUGUUCAUGACGUCAUCAAUGGAAACUGUGAUAAACUCUUUGUCUCGUAUUCAGCUGAACUCUCUUCUCUUUGUGUCUCUGAAGUUUGUAAAUGUAUUAAAACCAUUUAAAAUAAAUGAAUUAUGAUAU